AUGUCGUUCCCCCGGUUUGUUCUCCAUACCUACAAGACACGUAUGGGAACAGUCAUCACCUUAGCCGUGGCACCCGUGCUGACGUUUCUGUUGCUCUGGGGGAUAUUUUACUCACGCCUUGACUACCCGCUUUUGCCCGGCAAGGGUACCAAGUACGCUGUCCCCGCGCUGCCCUUGUGCAAGGACCUCACGGGGUGUACAGCUGAUACAGUUUAUUUGGCAUAUGGUCCAAAAACAUUGACAACUUAUAGAAUUAUUAAUUCUAUUAUCGAGUCCCAGAAGAUCACAGGUAAGGUGCUUCCGUAUGCCAACGCUGCAGAUAUGGAGCAGGACAUUGCCGCUGUCGGGCUGUCUGGGCCGGACCUGGAAAAGUUUACUGCCGAAUGGCUCGAAGCAGAGGUCCGUGGAACCAUUGGAAACUGCACAGAACAGUUCAGUGCUCAGCUGACAUCAGACCAGAUUUUUACCGACAGCGAUGUCGAUAACCUGAUGAAAGACUCUUACGGAUUGACUCCUGCUGCACUAAAUGAACGUGCAAAGAGCCUUACGGGCCGUACAUACUUCCUGGCCAUACGAUUCGAUGUCCCGGACAAAUUCGAUGGAACAGCUAAUAUUUCAUAUACAAUUUUUUACAAUCAAUCUAUGGUUGGGUCGCUGGCAUACGGGGCCCACGAUCGUCUUGUGCGACAGAUCUCAAAUUCCUGGACGAUGAAGACCUGGACAAGCCUUGGAUACACAGUGCAGCAGAUGGUAGACUCUGCCAUCGCCAAAGUGCUCUUGGGAAAGGAUAUUUCAUACGAUCUUUCACCGCUUCCAGACCGGGUAGACACAUCAGUUGCCGUGUUUCACAAAUCAUAUAUAUAUUAUACUGUUCCAAUGACUAUCAUGAUCGUCUUGUCGGCCAUGCUGGGGACUAUCUUCAGAGGUCCGUUCCACUCUGGACUGAGACGCCUGGGUGUUCCCGAGUUUAAAGUGCUGCUGUCGAACUAUCUGUGCCUCCUUUUCUUGGACUUCCUGUCCUCCCUCUUACUAUUUUACACUAUGUACUUCUCCAAGCAAUAUCCCAUUGCCGCGUUUGAUGGCUGGCUUCCUCUCAUACUGUCUAUUGUGACAUCCUUGAGUAUAUCGGCUUUCACUCUAUUCCUAACUUACCUCGUGUAUACACCUGCCUUCUCGCUUAUUCUCUCCACUAUUGUAGCCCUGAGCACUACGCUGGUACCCACCGUUGUCCUUAUGACGCUUUCAGGUCUUCUUGGUAUGUUCAGUCCAGCCCUCGUGCCACCACCGAUAACGUGGAUAUUUGUUGCAAUUGCACCUUACCUUACCAACUUCGCUCUUUAUGACAAUCUGCUCGUGAUAGCCAAGCAUGGAGAUGAGUUAAUAUACAAUAAGGAUCUUUACCCCACAAUUCCCAUAAGCUUCAUCACCACAAACUAUGACAACUACUACACCACGGAUCGCAAGCAGUUUGGUGCCACUAAGACCUAUCGCAUUCCGGCCAUGUGGAUCCUAAUCCUCAUAUCUCUGAUUCAAUCUCUUAUAGUUUUCCCACUCAUCUGCAUAUUCCUUUCGCAUAUAAAACCCGAAGAGGCUUGGCGUGGCUUGCCAUGGAACUUUCUUUGUUCAAGAAGCUUCUACCGCCGCAAGAAGCUGGACUUGACUAAGGUCUCAAGCGUGCGCAUGGAGACAACAGAGCUUGAAAAGACGUACAAGACGCGGAGAAAGUGCUCUAUCAAGAGUAGUGAAAACCAUGUCCUUAAGAAGUUGACCUUGUCGUCCCACGAAAACAGUAUCUUAGGAGUCAUUGCGCCGAGUGCUGGCGGGAAGUCCACAACAAUGAAAAUCCUCUCUGGUGAGCUGGCUAUGAAUAAAAAUGGCGGGUCCUGUAUCGUGCUGGGCGAAUUUGAUAUGUCAAAUAAGUAUGACGCAUACCACAUUAGACCGUAUGUGGGAUACUGUCCCCAAGACCGUACAAACGUGUGGAUGGGACUGUCGGUUUGGGAGAACGUGAUGUACUCAGCUAUCUUCCGUGCUGAAAGCAUAGGCACCAUGGACCGAAUUCUCAGUAGGCAUAAGACUUUGGACGAGUACGUUCUAUCAACCUUAGAUAAGAUUGGUCUGGGCUCUACUGCUGUGCACAAGCGCGCAGCCAAGGAUCUAUCUGGAGGAAUGUUGCGACGGCUAGCCCUGGCAAAUGCAACAGUCUCCUAUCCACCAAUAUAUCUAUUGGACGAAGUCACACUUGGCGUUGACCCAGUGUUGAAGAGAGACAUUUGGAAUUACAUUCAUGAAUUAGUGGAAGAAAGUGGUAGCUCAGUCGUUCUUACUACCCAUGAUGCAGACGAGAUUGGUGAGCUAGCCAAUGACAUAGUCAUAGUUAAGGACGGGAAGGUGAUGACCUCAAACUCCCCAUUGGGCCUUCGUUCAGAGUUGGGUGACUAUAGUAUCAUUCUCACUAUCACCAGCAACGCACAGCUAGAGGCCUGGGGGUGCAGUAGGCAUGCACUUAUCAAAGAGUGUAUGGAGAGCCUGACGAGGAUUGUCUGGCCUACUGAACAUCCUGAUCCGACCCUACAGCCAUACGUAGCGAAGGAUCUCGAACACGUAGUACGCAUUACCCUUCCACUCCAUGCCAAGAUAACCCCGGCGGUCAUCUGUGAAAUCGCCGACAUGCUCCAAGCAAUGGCUAUUCGAUAUAGAAUAGAUUACGCAAUAGAAAAGGCUAGUCUAGAUGAUAUUUUUACUAAGCUGGUCGAUGAUAGCUGCUCCAUGGACAUGGACAAUGUGUUUAUUGAUAACACCCACGGAGGGUCCGUGAAAGUCCGACCAAAUCAGAUGCGAUGGCUGCUCCACAAAAAUCUUCUCAUUGAUUUAAAGGAGUACUUUAUCUCCUUCAUUGUGAUAUUCCUGUUAAUCCUCUGCCUUUGCUUGGUGGUCAUUAAUGGAAUCAGUGCGGCGAAAAAGACAAUCCUGAAGGAGAACGCUGAGCUUCUCUCAAAGGCGAAGGCAGGAUACUUUGAGGCAUGUUUCGCUCCGUGCGUGGUAGCACAAAAACUGAAUAUCCUGCAAAAGUUCUCAUUCAACGGAGCGAUUGCCAAAUGCAUGAGUAGAAACACGAAUAUUUUGUUUAAUGCUCCCUAUCAAACUAUCAAUCAGAUAUCACCAUGCGUGAAUUAUCUAAAGUAUGCAGGAUUAGACUCGUGGGGCAGCGAUGAGAUACAGUUGGGCGAUGGUAGUAGCACUCUUCCACUUGGUGAUAGGGACAUGCAGUAUGCUGGGCGCACAUUCUACGGAAUUGUAACAGGAGGCAAACUGGAUAGCUGGCUCGGAUUAAUGGUAGAUGGGAGCUCUGCUCCAUUGUGGAGUGAAGUGAUUACAAAUAAAACGGGCGUCAAGCUGGCAAAUGAGUUUCUAAAGUCACAGUAUACGCUUGUUCCACUUGAGAACGCCAACUGGACACAUGUGUUUGCUGAUGCUGACCCCAGUGAAAGCGUUGCCGAUCCUUUGAAGGACAGGAAUAACAUUUUUGCGUUUAUGAUGCCACGACAGUCAAUAACAACUAUUCCAUUGAAGUGUGUGAAGACCAACUGCCCCAGCGGCGACAGGAAUAACACUGUUUAUAUUGAGAAUCAGCUCAUAUUCUCUCAACAUCUCCGAGACAUGCUGAAGGAUCUCCGUUCGGCGCAAAGCACCGUUAUACACAUGACUGAAGACGACUUUAAUAAUCCUUCUGUGCGAGUCACAAAGGUUAAGCAGGGGUUCCAGUCUUUGAAAGCGGGGAUCUUUGACCUGUCAUCUACAACGCCAGACACGUUGAAGUUCACGUACUAUACGCAAUUACCCCCCUUUGGGACACAGAAUUGGACAUUUGUUAAAGGACUUGUUAAUAUAUCCGUUGAUAAUGGAACGACAGUGACCUACCCCAUGCCAGGUUUCCCAACAAACCUGGACAACAAUCCAUCAAAUGUAUUCCCCUUCUACCUACCAACUAGGCCCUAUCCCACUCUCUCUAUCUACACGCUGGACCCGUUAGUGAAGCUCACGGGUGCACUGUUUCGUAGAGCACUGGCGGCAAUGCUGACGUCACCUGAAUUCUAUAAGGAGAUCUACAACUUCACAUAUAGCGCUAGAAUAAAACCAAUGCCCUACUACUCUGAAUCCCGGUUUCUGGCUGUAAGCAAGAAGAUUGGCAACACAAUCGCCUUAGAUGUCAGUGCAAACUAUUUGCUACCCUUUGUCGUUAUUGUGCCGAUGACAAUCAUCUCAGCCAGAGUCGCUAGGGAAUACGAAUCGCGUGUAGUGCGGCUCUAUGUGUUGCACAACGUCCCAAAGGUCAAGCUGGUUCUGAGUCACCUAAUCUACUACACUGCCUGGUCCUUUGUGCCCAUUCUCAUUGCCAUGCUCAUUGUUUCAGCCAACUUCCCGGAGCUGUUAUGGGAAAAGUCGAUUGGAAAUAUAUUCCUUUUGAUCGCAAUGUAUCUGCUUGCGUCUGCCAGUUCAACAAUCUUCGCAAUAAUUAUUGGGAUAUUUACAAAGACAGUCCGAACGUCAAUCCUCAUUUCAUUUGUGUUUGUCGUGAUUACAGUUAUCACGCAUGCAACAUUUGAGAUGAACGAAGUCUUAACCAUUGUGUUUAGCUUUUUCCUACCGGCAUUGAAUGCACUUUAUCAGAUUCGUAGGGCAAUAGUUUAUGACUAUGUCACUGCUGUCGGUGCAUGGUUAUGUCCAGUUGUUUUUAUUAUCCACUUAUGCGUUGCCCUUAUAAUUGUCUACUUCCUUGACGCAGGAAGAAAGCGUCAUACCUGUAAGAGGGAACCAGUCCCAUCCACAGAGCCAAAAAUGCAUCAGAUCCCCCAGGAGCACCACACGGAGGCGUCAGACAUAAUGAGCCAAGAACUUAGUCGCGCAGUGACAAACCUUGAUUUUGCAGCUAAUGAGGUGAAGCCACACUUAAGCGUUCAGCACGUCACUCAUCGAUAUCCUGACGGGUACUACGCAGUCAAGGACGUCUCCUUCGAGGUCAGACACAACGAAGUCUUUGCCUUGCUCGGAGCUAACGGGGCUGGGAAGUCGACGAUCAUGAAUGCUCUCACUGGAAUCCAUGUACCUACGGAAGGAAAAGCGAUGUGCAUUAAAAACGAUCAGAAUACUACCCGGCAGAACAUUCUCAGCACGUCUAUUCGCCAAGGAGAGUAUAUAACGGUCGUUCCACAGGACGAUAUCUUUUGGCCAGAACUCACGCCCCUUGAACAUUUGCGCCUUAUGGUUGGCUUUACCUGUAGAAAUCUUAAGCCCAAUAUCAAGGACAUAGAGACUGUUCUUCGUGUGACUAGCCUCUACGAUGACAGGAACAGGAAGGUGUCACAGUUAUCCGGAGGGUCUCAACGCCGGCUCACGCUUGCGAUGGUCAUAGUAUCAUCCCCCUCUUUGGUUUGCCUUGAUGAGAUCACCACAGGCCUCUCCAGUCGGAUGAAGAACGAUAUCUGGAAAGCCAUUUUAGCAAGUCGCAGUGUAUGCCGCACGAUGAUGCUGACUACACACGACAUGCAGGAAGUAGAAGCCCUUGCAGAUAGGUGCUGCAUCAUGAAAUUAGGGAAGGUUAUUGCUGAGGGUACAAUUGCAGAUAUUUGCCGUCUCAGCAAAGUACAGUUUACAUUAAUUUGUUCUACCGCGUUGCUGGAGGGAAGCAGCAACGACGAUGCUCGUCAACACUUUGAAAAGCUGCGAAAGGAGUUUGUGAGCCACCCCGAUGUUUCCAAGUUCCUUGUUCGUUUCGUUGACGAUGUCCGGGCCAGUGAGGUCCGGUUUGAGUUCAAGAAUAAAGGUGCACUAUCUGAUGUAUUACGUGCGGCAGAUUCUUUUGGUCUUCUCGCAAAUGAAUGGUCUAUUGAUGUGAGCCGCCUGGAGAACAGCUUCAUGCAGAUAAUAAAUGAGUAA
Giardia duodenalis is the source of this 5937-nucleotide messenger RNA. RefSeq names its product ABC transporter, ATP-binding protein. Bases 1 to 5937 code for a protein of 1978 amino acids. The record is from RefSeq and is a predicted model, not a curated record. The transcript has a single exon. Gene Ontology annotation, cellular component: membrane. Gene Ontology annotation, molecular function: ATP binding; ABC-type transporter activity; ATP hydrolysis activity. NCBI's taxonomy places the organism in Eukaryota, Fornicata, Diplomonadida, Hexamitidae.